AUGCAUUCUGAACAUACAACUGAUCUAUCAAUUCUUUACUCAAAUUUAAAAUCUCAUCCAACCAAUCAAGAAUAUGUUGUAUUAAUCAAAACGGGUUCUCUGAAUCCUGUUCAUCGUUGUCAUAUAUCAAAUAUGGUACGAACUAAAGAAUACUUAGAACAAGUACAUAAUUUUAAUGUUAUUGGUGGAUAUAUAUCACCGACACAUGAUGAAUAUGUACAUGGUAAAUUAAGAAAUGAACUUAUUAGUGGUCAACAUCGUAUUGAAAUGUGUCGAAAAGCUAUUGAAGAAGCUGGUCAACAACAUUGGUUGAGUGUUGAUAUGGCUGAAUGUAUGGGUCAAACAUUUUUUUUACUAGCUCCUGGAUUCAUCAAUCUUAAACGUGUGACAUACAGCCUUCAAACGUUUAUCAAUGGAAAAUUAAAUUUAUCAAAACCUGUUCGGGUUAUUUAUGUUGCUGGUCUUGAUUUAUUUAAUCGUUGUAAUGGUAUGAAUGGAAUGAGAAAACCUCCGAUGGAUGAUGUUGCUGUAGUUUAUCGUCCAAGUCAAGAUGAUAGUUUUGUAAGAUCAACACAUGUACAAGUUGAUUCCAAUAUAUUUUAUGUUUGUGCUAAUGAUGAUGAUUUGGAUGCAUCAAGUUCAGAUAUGGAUGAUAUUAGUUCAACAUUAAUUCGAAAAAUAACACAAAUAGAUGAAUCAUUAGCAUUGAUACAAACUCCAUCAACAACACAACGUAGAUUUCGUUCAUUACAAUUUAUUAGUAAAUAUAAAGGAAGUGAAUAUCGAUGUUUAUUUCAUUUUGGUUUAACAAGUCUUGUUCGACAUAUUAAUGAUAAUGAAUUGAAAAAUCUAUUAUUUUCAUUUGUAUCAGCAAUUAAUCUUGCAUCUUCGAAUUAUGUAACAGUUGAAACUAUUGAAAUUGUUGAAAAAUUAUUAAAUUAUUUCGUUCAACGCUUUCAACAAAUAUCUGGUAUACGUCAUAUGAGUUCUAAUAUUCAUUCUUUAUUACAUGUACAUCAAGGUUUAAGUGUAAUGGGACCAUUAUGGUUUUAUUUAACAUUUUCAUUUGAAGGUAUUGAUAAAGAUUUGGUUAGCACAGUUCAUGGUACAACUGAAUUUGCUAAACAACUUAUUCGACAACACAUUUUAUAUCGCGAUUCUCUAGUUCUUCAUAAACAUGAAUCUUAUCCAUUGAUAUUGUUUACAUUCAAUGAAGAAUUACUUGAUCGAAAACAAUCAAAUAUUCAUUAUAAAAAUUUUGUUGACUCAUGUUUUUUAUCUAAUCCAGUAUCUAAAGAUUUAUAUGAUACAAGUGAAAAUGGUAUAGCCACACGUGUACAAUCACUAUUUAAUGAUGGUUUAAUUUUCUAUCAUUCUUUGAUAAUAUCAGGUGUUUUAAUAAAGACUACUGUAACUGCUUACGGAAAAUUAGUUGCUGACAGUUGUAUCUCAUUCAGUUUUGCCGAUGAUCAAGUAAAAUAUGGUCUUAUUCGAGCAAUUGUUCAAUCAAAAAAAAACACCCUUCGUCUUUUCAUCGAAGAACUUGUGGAAAUUAAACCUGGAGCAUCAAAAAUUAAGUUUAAUAUUUCUAAUGAUCAAUAUCAAAUACCUUAUAUUUUACAAUUAAAACCAUCAAAAAUUUUCCAUCUGAAGCAUCCAAAACUUAUUUUGAAAAAAAAACGCUUGUAUAUGUGA
Molecule: messenger RNA, 1695 nt
Organism: Rotaria sp. Silwood1
Lineage: Eukaryota; Metazoa; Rotifera; Eurotatoria; Philodinida; Philodinidae
Source: the annotation of a GenBank genome assembly